AGAAGAGUUGCGACCUCUUUCAGGAAGUGAACACGGAGCAGACGCCGUGUCCCAAGAAAACACACGCUCAAGCUAACCUAGUCCAAGUCAUGUCAUUUACAAGAGUAACGUCUAAACACAGACUCAGAGCCAUCUGCAGACUUCAUCGAAUCCAAGGACACAUGAUGUCCAGUCACGUGGAGCCCGAGGUUCUCAUGGAGAAGGUGGGCCGGGCUGGUGUGAUCACCAUGAACAGGCCCAAAGUGCUAAACGCCCUCAACUUAACCAUGAUCCGAUCCAUCUACCCUCAGCUCAAGAAAUGGGAGAGUGACAGCGAUACGGACCUUGUGAUCAUCAAAGGGGCAGGCGGGAAAGCGUUUUGCGCCGGUGGAGACAUCCGAGCAAUUACGGAAGCGGGCAAAGUUGGCGAUCCUCUUUCGCAGGUCUUUUUCCGUGAAGAAUACAUUCUGAACAACGCCAUAGGAACAUGCAAGAAACCAUUCAUUGCCUUCAUUGAUGGAAUAACAAUGGGAGGGGGAGUUGGCCUGUCGGUUCACGGACGCUUUCGAGUGGCCACCGAGAGAACCAUGUUUGCCAUGCCAGAGACCGCUAUCGGUCUGUUCCCCGACGUGGGAGGUGGUUAUUUCCUGCCGAGGCUUCAGGGCAAGCUGGGCCUCUUCCUGGCUCUGACGGGCUUCCGCCUCAAAGGCCGCGACGUGCACCGAGCUGGAAUUGCCACUCACUUUGUCGAGUCCGACAAGAUGUCGGACCUGGAGAAGGAGCUGGUGGACUCGAGGUCCCCCUCUGCUGACAACAUUGCCAGAGUCUUAGAUUCCUUCCAUAGCGAGAGCAACCUGGACUGUGACAAGCCGUUUGUCCUGGAGCAGCAAAUGGCCGACAUUGACAGGCUGUUCGACGCCACCAGCGUGGAAGGCGUCGUGCGCAACCUGAAGGCUGACUGCUCACAAUUUGCAAAGAAACAAGCGGAGACUUUGUCCAAGAUGUCCCCCACCUCCAUGAAAAUGACCUUCAAACAGCUGCAGCUCGGCACCACGCUCAGCCUGCAGGACGUCUUGCGCAUGGAGUACCGCCUGAGUCAGGCCUGCAUGCGGGGCUGCGACUUCUACGAGGGCGUCCGAGCUGUUCUGGUGGACAAGGACCAGACUCCCAAAUGGAAGCCGGCCACCCUGGAGGAGGUGACCGACGCCAGCGUGGAUGAAUGGUUCACCUCCCUCGGAGACAAAGAUCUGGCCUUGUGAGCUCGCCCGUGAGUUUCAAUACAUGCCCCGUCGUGACCGAUGAAUUUUGAAUCGAGAAACCACUCCCGUCCGGGCUGAUGAGUACAAAAAUAACGAUUCUUUAGUGAUAUACGCCAUGUUGCCGUGUCUCAUCAAAUGUGAAAUGAAACAAGCAAGUCAAUCUUGUGUUUUCUGCGAUUUGUGAACAAGCGUUUGUUUGAGCCACUUGUGAAUUUAGGCCAGUGAAAAUGUCCCGCCCCCAAAGCGCUUUGUGUGCCUUUUUGCUCGUCGUCACCGAUGCCUGCUGGCAUGUCCUUCUACGGGCAAGGCGUCUCCGCUGAUUUAGAGCCGGCGGAGCCUCGCGUACUCAUCAGCUAAACAAACGAGAGUCCUGCUUCAUCCGGCCGUGCUUUUCUGUCUUCCCUCGGGAUGGCCACGCAAACUGGCAACACAUUGCAAGAGUGACUUUUCCCUCAUUGUGUGGACUCCUUCCUUAUGUUGCCUUCUCCAUUUCAAAAUGCAGCCCUCAUGAAAUAUGCUAGUCGAGUUUUUCAAGAGUAGAACCACAAAAACAAAAAGUCUCGAGUAUCCAUGAGAAGUCUUCCAUUUUGUUUCUACCCUUUAGGAUCAUCAAAUGAAAUGGAACCACAGACAUGAUCUCUUAUUGAUUCUUCAUCCCAAUGCAGCCAGACUCAUCAUCAGCGGUUCCAAAUGGAGAUCUAAAUGACACAAAAAACAAACAAAUGGGCAGCCACAGGAAAACCUAAUAGCUUGUCGUUGACGCGGACGGCACUAAACGAGACAGGCCCGCAAUUAUUGAUGCGGAUAAAUGGCAUCAAACAAGAUAAACGCGCCAUCUUGAAAAUGGAGUGAAGCGCUCACAAAGGCCGGAUUUUAUGACUCCGGCUCAACGGCCUUCCUGUUCCACUCCCGCCUUAACAACCCUGGCUGUGUAAUCAUCAGCCCGCCCGCCCUCAUCUGGCCCAUUUCCACACAAUUUAUUUAGAUUGCGCAACAAUGUCGAAAGAGCACAGCAAUAAAGAUUCCCGCAGAGCAGCAGCACGCCAUUUGCGUCCGCAGCCUCCCGCUUGCUCUUUGUUUCAUGUGACGCACCCGUCGAAGCAUUUAACAAGAGCGCGCAAUCUCGGCACGUAGCAAAUAUAAGAUCACUAAGAACUACAAUGGCCACAGAUGGUCACGGUUCUUCCACCGUUAUUGUCCAUGUGCUGAGCGGCCGACUGUUCCAAAGGGUCAACUUGCACCAAAAUGUGUAUUUGCGCUGUGUUUUCAAGGUCAUGCUAGUUACACAAGCCAGAGCAGGUUUUGUGAAAACUGGGACGUUAAAAAAAAAAAAAGUGUGUCAAAAGUGACCCGCUUCAUGGACAACGAGCGCAGCGGCUCCGCAGGUGGAAAGCUCGCUUCUCGAAAGACAGAUUCAUUAGCACGCUUCAAAGACACAUGUUUUUCAGAUUUCAAAACAUUUCUCAGGUGCCUCAAUAUCAAAAUGCCAAAAGACCCCGAAGCUCAAGUCCACGUUCCGCUCUGGAAAACAGGCAGUCCUGUCUUGUGCAAAUGAGCCGCUUGCUCACCGCGCCCCCUCAAUUCGGAGGUACGGCUGCUGUUACCAUGACAACCAGGGGAUGACGACAAGGUGAAUGGAAACGGGUCAAAAAAACUCUUUUAGUCUGGCCGUGUCUAGCCACAUUUCCAUAAUAUGCCUUCUUUUAUGAUAGUGGGAACGGUACAGAACUUCGCGGGAGGUCAUUAAGGCGAGUGUGAGAACCAACACAGCAGUUUAAAAAAAAAAAAAAAAAAAGGGAAGGGAAGCUCCAGCCAGUAAGCGC
Molecule: messenger RNA, 3061 nt
Organism: Syngnathus acus (greater pipefish)
Lineage: Eukaryota; Metazoa; Chordata; Actinopteri; Syngnathiformes; Syngnathidae
Gene: hibch
Product: 3-hydroxyisobutyryl-CoA hydrolase
Exons: 14
Coding region: 90-1238 (382 amino acids)
Biological process (GO): L-valine catabolic process
Cellular component (GO): mitochondrion
Molecular function (GO): 3-hydroxyisobutyryl-CoA hydrolase activity
Source: RefSeq, a predicted model, not a curated record